AUGGCUUCCAACUCGUCCUUCAAGCUUCUGAUCUUCCUCACCAUCUUGGUCCUCGCGGCCAUCGUUCCCGCCUUGGGUGUCACGGAGGAUCUGGGCAAUGUCUACGAUGAUGACCACCUGCUGGGCAUUCCUACCUUGCACUCGCUAGUUGAUGAACCUCGCGCCUUGGUCCCCCGCGCUGGAUUCGUAACUGUUACUGUUACAGACACCGUGUGUGCUCCUCCACCCGUGGCUACCACUUCUCAAAGCACGGGUACCGCUGGAGCUCCGGGUGCUCCCCCAGCCCCUUCUGUGACCACCCUUUCUGAGACUACUGUGGUGACUGGUUCUGCUCCUACCGCCACUGGCCCAACUGGCACUGCUCCUACUGGCACUGCUUCGACUGGCACUGGUGCUACUGGUACUGUUCCCACUGGUGCUGGUUCCACUAUAGCUGGUCCUGUCAUCACCGCGACUGGAACGACUCUAUCGACUGGAACUCAAAGCGGUCCGGCUACUGGAACCAUUUCCACUAAGUCUUCUAGCGGGUCCAGUACUGCUCACCCAACUAGCUCCCAGUCUACAGGGCAAGCUGGUACUACCGCCACUGCCAGUGGUACUCAAACUUCCACCGUUGCCCCGACUUCGAAUGAAGCGGUUGCGCAGGGGAGACUGAGCAACGUUUUGCUGGUCCUGGCAACAACUUUCAUUGGCUUCCUAAUGACCUAA
Messenger RNA from Aspergillus nomiae NRRL 13137, 708 nucleotides. RefSeq lists its product as uncharacterized. NCBI's taxonomy places the organism in Eukaryota, Fungi, Ascomycota, Eurotiomycetes, Eurotiales, Aspergillaceae. Bases 1 to 708 code for a protein of 235 amino acids. The record is from RefSeq and is a predicted model, not a curated record. The transcript is spliced from 4 exons.